Molecule: messenger RNA, 1254 nt
Organism: Yarrowia lipolytica CLIB122
Lineage: Eukaryota; Fungi; Ascomycota; Dipodascomycetes; Dipodascales
Biological process (GO): proteolysis
Cellular component (GO): mitochondrion
Molecular function (GO): metal ion binding; metalloendopeptidase activity
Source: RefSeq, a predicted model, not a curated record
AUGACUCGGGGUGUUCCCCGACUGGCCGUUGCCGCCCGACACUUCUCCACCGCCGAGGCUGCCGGCGUCAAGGUCGCUGCCCAGGACGGCCAGUCCCCCAUCUCGGACCUGUCUGUGGUGCUGCGAGGUGGUUCUCGAUACGCCACCGUGCCCGGCGUGUCGCACAUUCUGGAGAAGUUUGCCUUCCAGAACACGGUGCCCAAGUCUGCUCUGCGAUUCGUCCGAGAGCUGGAGCUGUUUGGCGGCAAGCUCUACACCCACACCACACGAGAGCACAUUGUGCUGCGAACCCAGUUCCUCAAGCAGGAUCUGCCCUACUUUGUCGACGCCUUUGCCAACGUGCUGAAGGAGACCAAGUUCCAGCAGUUUGAGCUCACCGAGCGAGUCGCUCCCGUGGCCGAGCUCGACCUCCUCAAGCGAGAGUCGGACCCUGCCUUCACUGCCCUCGAGGCUGCCCACGAGGUUGCCUUCCGAACCGGCCUCGGAAACUCCGUCUACGCCCAGGGCUACUCCCCCGUCACCCUCGAGGACGUCAAGGAGUUUGCCCGACAGGUCUACGCCAAGCAGAACGUUGCUGUUGUCGGCAACAACGUGGUCCCCGCCGAUCUGCAGCAGCUGGUCGGCACCGCCUUUGCCGACCUGCAGGAGGGCUCCAAGGUGACCCAGGCCGGCACCACCACUCUCCACGGCGGUGAAGCCCGAGUCCGAACCUCCACCGGCAACGCUCUGACCAUCGCCCUGCCCAUUGCCGAGCCCAAGCCCGUCUACCACGCCCUGGCCUCCUUCCUCGGCGGCCCCGCCUCCAUGCCCUGGUCCGUCGGCGCCUCUCCUCUCGCCCAGGCCACCGUUGGCACCCACACCUCCGUCAAGGCCACCUACCACAACUACGGAGACGCCGGCCUCUUCGCCAUCACCAUCAAGGGCGACUCCCCCGCAGAGAUCUCCCAGGUGGCCCACAAGGCCGUCCAGGCCCUCAAGGACACUGGCGCCGAGGUGACCGAGGAGCAGGCUGCUCGAGCAUACGCAAAGUCCAAGUUUGCCGCCGCUGAGGCCUUUGAAAACCCCGACUCCUCCGCAUCCGUCAUUGGCAUGGAGCUUCUGUCCGGAGUCUCCCGAAUCGCCCCCGAGAACGUGCAGAAGUUCACUCCUGCCGAGCUCUCCGAGGCCGCCGCCCAGCUGUCUGCCAGCGCCAAGCCUGUUGUUGCUGCCGUUGGCCAGGUCCACGCUCUUCCUUUCGCCGACGAGCUUUUUUAA